Polistes canadensis is the source of this 696-nucleotide messenger RNA. Its product is annotated as zinc finger protein 236-like. Gene Ontology annotation, cellular component: nucleus. The coding region runs from base 16 to 687 and encodes 223 amino acids. The transcript is spliced from 5 exons. The record is from RefSeq and is a predicted model, not a curated record. NCBI's taxonomy places the organism in Eukaryota, Metazoa, Arthropoda, Insecta, Hymenoptera, Vespidae.
UGCAAUAAGCAAUUCAUGCAGUCAGCUUUAUAUAGACUUCAUAUUCGUGAACAUUACAAGCUACGGACGAAGAUCGUCAAACAGACGAAAAAAGGAACGAAACAUAAGAUUAUGUAUAAGUGUACGAUAUGCUUGAAAUCGUUUCAAAAACCUAGUCAACUAAUGCGUCAUAUUAGAGUUCAUACGGGAGAGAAGCCUUUUAAAUGUAACAUCUGUAGUAGAGCAUUUACUCAAAAAGGUUCUUUACGAAUUCAUAUGUGGCAACAUGAUGGUAUCAGACCUCAUACAUGUACUCUUUGCAAUGCAAGAUUUAGUCAAAAAGGAAACCUAAAUGCCCAUAUUUUAAGGGUACACAGUGCUACUGAAGGAGAAUCUAUAUAUGGAUGUACUUAUUGUCCUUGUAUUUUUAAAAAACUUGGCAGUCUUAAUGGUCAUAUGAAAAGAAUGCAUUCGAAUGUGACAGAAGAGACAACAUCAAAAUGCGAAAGUUCUACGGAGGCUGAUAUGCGAGCUACAGUUGAUAGUGUCAUAUCACAACUAGCAUCCUUGGAAUCUGGCAUUACUAAUGUAGAAAAUUCUACUCAAUCUGUAGCUACGACUGAAAAUAGAAGUGAUAUUUUACAGGAAGCAUUAAAUAAUAGUGGAUUGCCUAGUAAAGAAAAAGAUCCCACUAAUGGUAUUAUAUAAUGUAUAAUC